AUUUUCAUAAUUUUUUGGAAUGGUUUAUCUUUUAGAAACAUACGUUUCUGCUUAGUUACUCUUCCUGAAGAGCAAAAUUCUUGAUCCUAGAAAAGUGCCAAUAAUUCUGCUUUUAAAAAAGAUUCUGCUGUAAUCCUUUAAAUGUUACUUAAGAUGGAAAACAUCAUUUUUAUAUGGAAUGCAUUGAUCUGAAUAAAAACAAAAGCAUAAAAAUACCAAGGGUAUAAGAGGCUAGCUCUGGGAUGGAGGGUUGGGGUUCAGCAAAUGGGUGACAACUGGCAGGCUCUGAAGAACAGAACGAUUGCCUGAAAUACCAAUUCCAGUUUCUAGGGAAUCGGGGCUUUAUGCCAUUUAAAUGAAUCCAGGAAUGCAGCACUGAGAGAAUCUGUCGGGUAAUUGUUUCACACGAACUCCUUUUUCUUGGUCUAUGGUGGAAAACCAGGAGACAGUCACAGUGUUGUUAUGAAGAGAGGAAACCCCAUAUCGCAGCGGGAUGUGCUCACAGUUGCAUGUAGCACCUCGCAUCUUGCCAGCUGGACACAAGCACUUGGAUAAUCCUGAGUCUGAAAGGGACAUUUGAUUGCCGAGGACAAAUCCAGCUUUGUAAUUCUGAGAGUAUUGCCACACUGAUGAGAGGGGAGGUGAAGGUGAUAUUUCAUCCAGUGUUCCCAGCUCAUCCUCUCCUUACCUGACCUCUGAAAUGGAGCCAUGGGCUUUGAAAAGCCUGUGUCUAAAAUUAAUAUUCUUCUCUAUCUGACUAAGAUGGCAACAGCUCAGCAACAUGAGAUCAAGGACCAUAUCAGUUUAAACAGGGGCUCAGGAUGGCAUUUAAGAGAGAAGACGCUUCCUCUUGUAGUAGACACUUGUCUUUGUAGAACGGCUCUCCUGACCAGGAGUAAAGACUUCUACCAGGGACCUGUGUGGUCACUUUGAAUUCUGCAAAAUUUCCCUGAAUCUUUUGGAACUUAUAACUAUGCUUGGUGUGGUUCAAAUUGUAUGAUGUCCUCCUAUAAAUGCCAAGAGAACAGAACACUGAAAAGUCACGAUUGUGUCUUGACUUACAAAUCAGAGGCAGAGGGAAACAAAACCCGCAGUCCAGAGAGCAGCCUAAUUGGGCUCACCACCAAGAUGCUGAAGGUGAAGCAGCUAGAAGAAAUCAACAUAUGCUACAGCAGCAACAGGCUGGAGGAAAUGACAUUUUUCCAGUGCAUGGAAGAGGUGGAGAAAGUGAAAUGUUUUCUGGAAGAAAAUGCUGGUGAACUAGAUUCAAGAUCUGCAAUGGACGAGGCUAAGGAGAAGGCAUGGUUGAACCCUGGCCGGAAAGAAAGGACACCCAUCAAAGGUGAAAGGACAUCAGUCAUCACAGAGAGAACUGCCAAGAAGGAUCACCUCUUCUCCGAGAAAGAAAAGGUUGACAAGCUCAACAAGAAAAAUGCUGAGAAGACCAGUGCCUCUGUAGCUCAGCUCAGCUUUGCCAUCUGCCCUGCAGAAAGAGGAGGUGAGGAGGAAGAAUUUGCCUCGGUACAUUCCAUAGAAGCAAGAGAGGAGACAGGCGGAGAAGAUAUGUCAUGCACACAGAGCCCACAGAAACAGGAACAUAAUAGUGCUGGAGAUGACAAGCAAGCCACUGUGGGUAAAAAUGAAUGUCUAAUGUUCGAAGGGGAGAAAAAUGGGCUCCAUCCCAAGGAAGACAGUGGAAGGGAAGCUGAGGAAGGAGGAUCAGCGACUGCAAGCAAAACUGUGCUGGACCAAUGUUCAAGUAAAAAGCAACACACUGAUCCAAACAAUUCUGAUCAUCCCUGGACAAGGUGUGUCAGCAGCAUAGAGGCUAUUUCUACAUUGGGAAUCCGAAGGAAUUCCACAACAGGAUCCUCUUUCCAGAUCUCUGAGCAGACAGAGUCAGCCAGCAGCAGUAAGCGAAGGGUAACAGAGGAGGAGAGCGGUUUGGAUGAGGACAACAAGAAGAGCAGGAUGGAUGCAGCGGGUGAAGAGGGCAUGUUUGUAAAGACACAUGAAGCCAGCAGAGACCAGAGGGGUACACAGGACAAACUGCAGGAGUCCGCAGGAGCAAAGACCCUCAGAGAGCAGGAUCUGGUGGCCCCACUGGGUGACAUCCCAGCUCCCGCUGCCCCGUUUGACCAUCGUAUUGUGACAGCCAAGCAAGCAGCAGUCAAUAGCUUAUACACCGUGAGCAAAACAGAGAUCUUAGGAGGGGGACGUUUCGGCCAGGUUCACAAGUGUGAAGAGAAAGCAACAGGCCUGAAGCUGGCUGCCAAAAUCAUUAAGACCAGAAGCACAAAGGACAAGGAGGAGGUGCAGAACGAGAUCAGUGUUAUGAACCAGCUGGACCAUGUGAACCUCAUCCAGCUCUACGACGCCUUUGAAUCCAAGAACGACAUCAUCCUGGUCAUGGAGUAUGUGGAAGGCGGGGAAUUGUUUGACCGCAUCAUCGACGAGAACUGCAGCUUGACGGAGCUCGACACUGUCCUGUUUGUCAAGCAGAUAUGUGAGGGUGUACGGCACAUGCAUCAGAUGUACAUCCUCCACCUGGACCUGAAGCCUGAGAAUAUCCUGUGUGUGAAUCGGGAUGCUAAACAAAUAAAAAUCAUUGAUUUUGGAUUGGCCAGAAGAUACAAGCCCAGGGAGAAGCUGAAGGUGAAUUUUGGAACCCCUGAAUUUCUUGCCCCCGAAGUCGUGAACUACGAUUUUGUUUCCUUCCCUACAGACAUGUGGAGCGUAGGGGUCAUCGCCUAUAUGCUACUUAGUGGUUUGUCCCCUUUCCUGGGUGACAAUGAUGCGGAGACGUUGAGCAACAUUCUGGCAUGCAGGUGGGACUUAGAGGACGAAGAAUUUCAGGACAUCUCAGAUGAAGCCAGGGAGUUCAUCUCCAAGCUCCUGAUUAAGGAGAAGAGUUGGAGAAUAAGUGCCAGUGAAGCUCUCAAGCACCCCUGGUUAUCAGACCACAAGCUCCAUGCCAGACUCAAGGCACAGGUGACCAAGACCUUUUUGUUUUCCUCCUCUUUUCCUGUCUGCCUGUCUUUUGGUGAUCAGAAGCUACAUCAUUUUAACCUUUCAUGA
Messenger RNA from Fukomys damarensis (Damara mole-rat), 3078 nucleotides. It is a transcript of the gene Mylk4, whose product is annotated as myosin light chain kinase family member 4. The transcript is spliced from 14 exons. The coding region runs from base 997 to 3078 and encodes 693 amino acids. Gene Ontology annotation, molecular function: protein serine/threonine kinase activity; ATP binding. Lineage: Eukaryota; Metazoa; Chordata; Mammalia; Rodentia; Bathyergidae. Gene Ontology annotation, cellular component: nucleus; cytoplasm. Gene Ontology annotation, biological process: intracellular signal transduction; protein phosphorylation; positive regulation of apoptotic process. The record is from RefSeq and is a predicted model, not a curated record.